This is a messenger RNA of Sitodiplosis mosellana (orange wheat blossom midge), 13103 nucleotides long. Its product is annotated as histone acetyltransferase KAT6A-like. The record is from RefSeq and is a predicted model, not a curated record. Gene Ontology annotation, molecular function: histone acetyltransferase activity; DNA binding. Gene Ontology annotation, biological process: regulation of DNA-templated transcription; nucleosome assembly. NCBI's taxonomy places the organism in Eukaryota, Metazoa, Arthropoda, Insecta, Diptera, Cecidomyiidae. The transcript is spliced from 17 exons. Gene Ontology annotation, cellular component: MOZ/MORF histone acetyltransferase complex; nucleosome. The coding region runs from base 1323 to 12671 and encodes 3782 amino acids.
AGAGUACAACAAACACAUAAAAAGGAGCACCAAGUGUGUAUGUGAAAGAAAAAAAAAGUAUAUCUCACCGAAUAACAACAAAAAAAGGAACUACGACGACGACAACGACGACGUCGAAAAAAAAAACUACUACAUGAAGCGAGAAUUCUUUAUUCGCGCGCGCGUUCAAUCUCUCAUGUAAAUGUGGCUAUUACACAUUUUAGUGUGGUGCUGCUGCUAGUUACAUUUUUUUUUUCGUUCGGUUUCAAUUUAAGUUCGUUUUGUGUGUUUGAUUUGUAACAACAACACAUCAAACAAAAAAUUAAGAGAAGAAAUAAUAUUAAUAUUCAUCGGUCAUAACUCGGCCAUUCGGUGUUGUUUAUGUGUGUGUAAUAUUUCUUUCCAUUUACUCUCAUCACGCUUCUGAAAUGAAAUUAUCGAAUUAUUGUGCAGCAAUCAGCAUAAUUAUCGAACUAAAUCAGAUCAAGCAGCAACACUGGCGACGCGAUACAUACGAUUGUUGUUGUUGUUAUUAGUUUGUGUCACUGUUCACACCGAAAGAGAGAACGGAAUAGUGUGUGCAUAUCCGAUAUAAAAUUCGCCGAAAGAAUUUGUUUGUCAGUUGUCCAACAGUGACGACAACGUGAAACAGAGCAACCAGAGAACCAUAUUAAACAAAAACUCAGAAAACAAAACAAAAAAACGCUUUUGGAUUAAAUCGGAAAUAAUAUCAGAAACUCUGUCAUCGAAACCGAUAUACAGAAACUAAAGGAAGCACACCGAAUUCACCGAAUAAAAACGUUGUGUGUUUUUCUUUUUUUUUUCUUCGCUACUCAGCCUAACAUCGGGUCUUGUGUGUUGUGUCGGCUUGUGACAGUCAAUACAAUCGGGUCGGUCGAAACCAAACAAACAACAAUUUAUAGAUUUAUUUCAUGUGUUUUGUGUGUGUACAUCAUCACAUUUAGGACGCGCGCUCCAAAUCUCAGUUUGAGAAAUACGGAAUUUUGUGCAUUUCAAUUUUUUUUUCUCGUGUGGAUAGAACCCAAAAAAAAAUAAAUACAACACACGAAGAAACAGGCGUCGGUGAAAAGAGGCAUCGAAUUAACAAAAAAAAUUAGAAGAAACGAACUCGACUGAAGGAAUCAGAACAGACACUCAUCACGGCGCGAAACACGACGAAUACACAUCGUCGUUGAAAACUGCAAACUUUUUUUUGAUUUGCGUUAAUUAUUUCGAAUCGCAUUUUUUUUUUUUAUUUCUCUUCUAUAAAACACAAAUCCAGUCCUGGGUGUGCGUACGCAAUUCACGUAACGCCUCCCAAAAUUGUAAAAGACGGGCGCGCAAUGCGUGGCGAUUCACAAGACGUAAGUGCUGAAGUUUGGCAAGAAUGGAUAUUGGAGGCGAUACGAAAGAUUCGAUCACAAAAACAACGACCAUCCACACAGAGAAUAUGUCAGGCGAUCGGCAGCCACCAUAAAUUUCACGAAGACAUUGUUGCUGCUAAAUUGGAAGCGGCUGUUGCAAAUGGUGCCGUUAUAAAACUAUACAAUAAGGGUUUGCAUUCGUAUAAGGCGCCGGUGGCGAGAAAAAGUGUAAAUAUAGCAAAAGAUACGGAUAUUACGCGGUUAGUGGUAAAAGCGGUACGCGAACUCGGCGAAUGUGAUGGUUCAAAUGCGAAAAAAAUUGAAAUCUAUGUACAAAAAUCCAAUAAUAUUGUGUUGACAGACGAUACGGUCGAUUUUCGGGUGAUUGUUAAAAAUGCAUUGCGAACGGCGGUGGCCAAAGAGUUUCUCGUGCAAGAGGGUAAACUGUACAAAGUGGGCAAAGUGUCGUUGACAUCGCCGCGAAAGCGACGCUCAACGUCACCGCGCAAAAAACCCGGCACAACGGCCGGUGAUAGUAGUGGUGGUGGUGGUGGCCCGAUCGCCGGCAUCAGCAACGACAAAUCCAUUCUGGCCAACGACUCAACAGACUCAUUCACCGGCACAUCGCUUAAUACGAGCAAAACGAGUGUUUGCAUCGAGUGCCGUGGCACAGCGGCUAAGGGUCCAACCGGAACGGCCGAAUUGUUGAGCUCAUGCUGUGGCUGUGGUCUAUCGUUACAUUCGUCAUGCGCCAGUAAAUUGGCCAAUUUGGCAUCAAACAUUGUUCCACUAUCGAUUCUUGUAAAGAAAGGUAGCAAAUGGUGGUGUAAACAGUGCCAAUCAACAUGUAGCGCAUGCAAAACGUCCGCCACAUCUGCACAUAGUAAUAGUAAAGGAAUUUGUAUGCUAACCUGCUGUACUUGUGAUAAGAACUAUCAUCUAUGUUGUUUAGAUCCAGUGCCUGUGAAAAAGCCAAAGUGCCCAUGGAGGUGUCGCCAUUGUUUGGAACAUCAUGACAAUGAGUUGAAAAAAUCGUCUAGUCGUAAAUCAGCCAAUUCACCAUUAUCCGCGCGAAAAAAGAUCAACAAAUUUCAACCACAUAAAAGUGUUGAUAAAAAGAAACAGCUCAGAGUGGAUUCGAUGCUACAGAGUGCAGCGUUUCGAACGCCGGAAAAUGUAUCAUCGUCACGAAUAUCGGAGCGAUUGAUAUCGUCAACGCCACUCAACAGUAGUAGUUCGUAUCAAAAGAAAUCGACAAAUGCACGUCGAAGAAUUGUACCUGCAACGCAAACAAAUCGAUUGACAUCGAGCGAAUCGAGCGACGACGAUGACGAAGACGACGACGACGAUGACGAUGAUGAAGACGAUGAUGAUAACGACGACGAUGAUGACGACGAAGAGGUGGAAGAUGAUGAUGACAGCGAGGAUGAGGAGAGUGAAAAUGAUGACAUUGACAUCGACAUCGAUACAUCACCGCAACAGCAGCAGCAACAACAACAACAACAACAACAGCGGCGCAUUUGCAACAAUGAUCCAGCUGAUUUCACCAUCAACGAUACGCAUUUAAUGGGUAAACAAAACUUUUCCUCCUCCUCCUCCAAAAUACAUUCAGUUGCGUCGCGAAAUUCGUCUCUAGCCAUUAGUUGUCGAAUUGUCGGGAAUGAUAAUCAAGCCACGCAUUCGCUACAACCACAUUUAGGAAAGAAUGUGCGAAUGUCCAAAGAAAAGCAGAAAUUCUUUCGACAUUCGGCAUUCAAUAGCGAACGAAUCCAAAAAACGUCACCCACUUCAACCAACUCAGCAACAACAAAUCGAGCAGCAUCGAGCUCCAGCAGUGACGAUGACGAUGAAGAAGAGGACGAUGACGAUGAUGAGGAAAGUGAUAGCUCGUCGGAAUCGUGUAGUUCGAGCAGUUCCUUUAAUUCGGAUAGCAGUUCGUCCAGUGAUUCGGUGUCGUCAGACGAUGAUUCGGAUGACAAUGACCAAAAUGCGAACGGCGCCAGUACAAACAGCAAAGCAAGCGCCACAGCGACCAAGACCAACACCACCAACACCACCAACACCGGUACCAGCAAGCGGUCUAAGGAUUCGAUCAUUGAUGCGUCCAGCACAUCGUGGGGCUUUGCCGCCGAAGCGAAAAAGAAUUUCGACAUAUUCCGUCGGUCAACGAAUGCCUUAAGUGAACGUGUUUUUGGUAAUUUUGAUGGUGUCGACAAGGAAUCACUCGUCAAAACCAGCUCCAAUUCCAAGCCAAAUUCACGACUCUCCGCCCAACAACAGGCAGCAGCGACGGCGGCCAAUUCAAGCCUGCUAAUGCCCGCAUUCACCAACAACAAAGGCAAUGCCAGCGAUGGCAACAAAACGAGCGGCCGACGAAAAAUCAAAACUCAAUCACACACCAACAAAGAUAACAACCAUACGGAUAGUCAUCACCAUCACCAUCAUCAAAAGGAUGGCACUGGUCGCACUGAGAAAAAGACUGAAUUUAGUAGUUUCCUUAAAACGAAAAAUAAUCGAAAACUGAACGCGUUUGCUGUGUGCGACAGUAGCGAUGCAACGGACUCAAAAGAUCUGUUCACACGACCGAAGACGAGCGGCGCCGCAGUAGCAAAAGCAACAGCGACGGCGGCGGCGGCGGCGGCAUCGUCGUUGUCGUCGUCGUCGUCGUCCAGCAACGCUCUGUCUUCGUCUUCUUCGCAAAGUUUCGGUAGCAAUCGUGGUAGCAAUAGCAGUGCCAGCAUAUCCAAACUUCGUUUAAACAAUAACGUACAUAGUAGCAAAUUAAAUAAACAACAGCAAAUCCACUCCGAUACCACCCAGCCACCAUCGUCGCGUACACAUUCAAAGGACACAAUGAAUCAAAGAGUGGUGGCCAGUGCUACUGCAGCAACAAACAACUCCUCCUCCUCCAUAAAUAACAAUAGCAAUAGCAUACGAAAUAAUAAUACAAACAAUUCAAAUAAUAAUAAAUCGCCGGGAACGCCGCGACGCGUUGCAUUAGUAUCGCUACCACUUGAUCCGUCAAAUAAAAACCGCUACGAUUCAUCGAGCGAAGAUGAUAUACCCUAUUUAACGACGACGCCAUCAACAUCACACCAAUCCGAUAAACAUGCAAAAUAUUCAUUGGAUUUUGCGUCGCUAGUUGCAGGGAUUGAUUCACAUACCAAUGUUAAUAGCGGUGCCGGCCACCAUCAUCACCAUCACCAUCAUCACCAUCACAAAAGCGGUGUUGGUGGUGGUGGAGGCGAUGGUGGCAGCAGCAACAGCUGUGCCGGUAUCCGAUCAAUCCCUGAUCCGUUAGGAAUUUCGUCAAAUUAUCCAAUGUUGUCGUCAUUGUCACCGCACACGCCACCAUACAACAAAAAUCAAUCAAUGGAAAAACAACCGCUUCCGCCAGGCGUGACGCAAAGGGAUGCCGAUCUCUUCAAGGAGGUGCAAGAGAAAGCUGUCGAUACGGUGACGGAGAUAAUGAAUGCAAACGGUGGCCAAAUCAAUCUGGCGAUUGGCCAGGGUGCGAGCAAUUUAAGCACAUGCCUUUUGUCAUCAUCAUCGCUGGCGAUGGCCGCACAAGCACGUUGCCCAUCUGCCAUCGAAUUUGGCCAAUGGCACAUCGAAACAUGGUACUCCAGCCCAUUCCCACAAGAAUAUGCACGACUACCGAAGCUGUUUCUUUGCGAAUUUUGUUUGAAGUACAGCAAAAGUAAAGCGGUUUUGGAUCGCCAUCAGGAGAAAUGCACAUGGCGUCAUCCGCCCGGUACCGAAAUCUAUCGCCGCGAAGAUAUUUCAGUGUUCGAAGUGGAUGGCAAUGUGAAUAAAUUGUAUUGCCAAAAUUUGUGCCUGCUCGCCAAACUGUUUCUCGAUCACAAGACACUGUACUAUGACGUUGAACCGUUUUUGUUCUAUGUGAUGACAAAAAAUGACCGCAAGGGUUGCCAUUUGGUUGGUUAUUUCUCUAAGGAGAAACAUUGUGCGCAAAAGUAUAAUGUGUCGUGUAUCAUGACAAUGCCACAGUAUCAACGACAGGGUUUUGGUCGUUUUCUGAUCGAUUUUAGCUAUUUGCUGAGCCGGGAAGAAGGCCAGCCGGGAACACCAGAGAAACCACUUUCCGACCUGGGUCGUGUUUCAUAUCAUGCGUAUUGGAAAUCGGUUGUGCUUGAUUAUCUGCAUAAAAAUCGCAACCAAUCAAUCACAAUGCAAGCAAUUGCCAAUGAAACCGGUCUCUAUGUGCCCGACAUUGCGCUAGCGUUUCAAUUAUUGCAUUUUGUGCGAUGCAUUAAGCGAGAUGGUGACUUUAAGUAUCAGAUUCUCUUUUCGAUCAAUUGGGACAAAGUGAAUGCAUAUCAUGAGCGAACGCUGAAACAGAAAAAUCGCAUUUACAUCGAUCCGGAAUGCUUGCGUUGGACACCAUUGCUCACGCCCGCUUUGCAUAUGCUAAAGAGUGACUCUGAAGAUGAAUCGAUGCACAUGCAAAUCGAUGAUAACAACAAAAGUACCUCGCCCGAUCUAACAUUGGCCGAAGUUGCCAACAAACGCAUGAGAGGCUCGAAAAAACUGCAGCAGCCACCACCAACCGCGUCGACAACAACGCCAACGGCGAACAACAUUCUAAACAAAAAGCCAUUGGGUCGACCAUCACGAAAAUCCGAAGCAGCAGCUGUUCAAAAGGUUGAAAAGCCGCAAUUCGAAACGCCGCCAAGUACAGCGACCCAGAUUGAGAUCACAUCAUCUGGUCGUCGUCGAAUACGUCCAAUGAAAUUCAAUGAUUUCGCCGAUAUCAAGCCGAAAAGUGCAUCGAAUGAGAGUUUAGUAGCGCGCCAUACGCAACCGGAGCUGGAAACGCCGCCGGUCAAAGAGCGUCGCCGUCGUCGUCGUGGCGAUCGUGAAGUGAUUGAAAUGGGUUCACCACUCAAAGACUACGAUGAGACCAAGCGAACGCGAUACCAUGCCAACUCGGCGAAAUUAGAAGGUGAAGAACGAGCGCCAAAGCGAAAGAUUUCGCUAAACGAGGAUGAAAUCGAUGUGACCGUGCACAAGCGACAGCGAAUGACGCGUGAAACGAGUGGAGCGACAACGCCAACGAGGCACACACGAGGCCGUUCAAUAACAGUCGGUACCAAUGUCAAAGACGAUUUACCAAUUGAACCGGAAAAGACGCACAAACGACGUCGAACGACUGGCAUCCAAUCGAUCGAUGAACCAACCACUUUGGAGCACAUUCAAAUCAAAGAGGAACCGCGAACAAAUCAAGAGCUAACACGAUUUGGCAAAUUGAUAUCGUCAGCGGAAAAAUCGCAUCGUGAAAAUCGUUUGGUUGCCCAACCGUUGAUAAAAUCGGAACAAAUCGAAGCACCGCGUCGUGGUCGCAAACCGAAGCCAAAACAGCCAGUAUUUGAAUCGGACACACAAUCCGAAUCGACAGAUGCCGGUCGAAAAUUUCCGAAAGUGGGUCGACCACCACGCAAUGCACGACCUAAACCUAACUACUCGAACGAACGACGAUCAUCGAGGAAUUUGAGUACACAGGAACAACCGAAUUCACCUUUGACUGGAGCCAGUACUGAGCCAUCGGGCGAUGAGUGUCUCAAGUCUAGCGAUAAACGUACCGGACGUCGUCAUCCACGACGAAGCAGUGGUGCUCAUGACGAACAAGAGAUGAUGCAACCACCAGUCGUUGAAAAUCAUUCGGAAGAUGAUAUUGACAGCGUUAUCGAAGAUGAACCGGUGAGUUUGAGGAAAAACAAAACGAAAUUGGCCGAUAUAUUUACAAAGGCGGCGGGAAAACGGGGCAAAAGAAAGCGUAGCUCACCAAUUGUGCCGCACAAUCCAAGCAAAAUCCAUGGACAUCGAACUUCGGGCCGUAUUGCUGCCGCUGCUGCUAAACGACAACCAAGCCCAUCGUCUGAUGGACAUUACGCUUCGACGCCACAUCAUUCACAUGGCGGUGGAGGCACCAGCAGCGAUGACCAACAAUUUUCCAAUAAGAAACAAAUGACACUACCCGAAAUGAUGCAAAUGCAAAAGGCCAAGAAUAGCGCAACGGAACAAAGACCGAUUCGUCUCAAUCCAACUGUUGAUCUCACAAAAGAGACGCUUGAAAUUGUCAAGCCUGAUACAUCGGGGAAAUCACAAGUUCUAGCACAGCCCGUCGAAUGUGUGACACCGAUCAAAGAGGAAACCAAGCCGAUAGCCACAACACCCAAGUUGCGUGGCAAACGGAAUGUCAACCAGGCGCCAGAGUGUGAGAAACCGCAUGAUGAGUACUCGGCCGAAGCCGACGAUGAAAUGGAAGAAGAGAUAAAAUUGUGCAAUAAGAAAAAGCUAAUGGUUGCACUGAAGGACAUCAAUGCCGAUAAAAAAUUGGUCGAAGGAUCGUCGGUGAAAAUGUUCUCGUUGGAACAACGUGACAAAUCAUUGGUCAGUUCCGUAUCGGUGGCAAGUGUUUCGACAGCGCCAAAGAUCGAUGUGGUUCAAAGUAGCGCCGCAGUGGUUGAAAAAGUGGCACCACCUUCGGUGGAAUCCAUAAGCGAUCGACACUCUGUUGCUGUAGCAAAGAAGACGAAGAAACAAAAGAUUAUCGAAAAUGAUGAUGAACCGCUUGAAAUGAGUGUGAUCGAAGAGCGAAAGCGUAAUGAGUUCAAGCCAUCGAAUGAUCGUUUGGAAGAGGUGCGAUCGUAUGACAGUGAACGCAAGGAGAAGGAUCAAAAAUCUGAGGAAAAAGACACAACGAAAAACAAUAAAACCGCGUUCACCACGGCUGUGGAACCGAAAAUUGAACGGCCACAACCGCCUCCGCCGCCGCCGCCGUUGCCCGAAAAAGAAGAUGAUGCGAACGAAUUGGGCAGCGAUGAUAUGGAAAUAUGCGAUGAUACGACCAAUACCACACCAGCGUAUGAACCACCAAAAUUCUCUUCACCACCAAAAAGCCAAUACCCGUCAAAGUUGGACAGUGAUACAGUGUCUGCGCCAACGCAGCCAGCACUACCAGUACAAGUGCAACGAGAUUCGGUGGAAAAAGAAGCAACCGCUUUGAAACCAACCAUUUCGAAUGAGCCAAAAGUCAGUGAAGUGCGACCGUAUUCAAGUACCUCACCAACAAAACCUCAUGAGAAGUGGACGGCAAAUGAACGAUUACAUUCAGAAUCAUCGUCAUCAACAUCGCAUGAGGUGAAAAGUGUUGUGGUCAAAACCAACGAAAGCGUUGAGGAACGGUUGUCACCAAUAAAAAAUGCAACGUUAUCAACGGUGACAACUGUUAUCGGUCCGGAUAAAGUGCAAGAGAAUGUGGUUAAGUCACCGAUUGUUGAGCUCCGGCCGAAUGUCAUUGUCGACGCGCAAAGUGAAACACCUCAAGAGCCACCAGUCAAUCAGCAGCAGCAGCAACAACAACCGCAGCAGGUGUCGCCGGUCAAGAGCGACAAAGCCGCCGAAGAGCAACAAGUAAAAGAGAAACACGUGUCACCGGUGAAGCUGUCACCAACGAUUGUGAAUCCGAAAACCAGUCCAACAGUUCGCCAACCAAGCAUUGAAUCGAAUGUACCGAUUAAAAUUGAUACAGCAUCUGAUAAAGAGACCAGCCCAAGUAAAAAUAUCCGGAUCAAUUCUGCGUCGGAUCUCGAACCCGAUGCCGAUGUGAGCAAAUCCAAGGUGGCCACGAAUCGAACGGAACACAUUUCACCACGUGAAAAGGCACAACAAUGUCAAGCAGCCGCUGCCACUGCCGCAGCAGCUGUUGUCCAACAGUCGAGCCCGGAAAAAGCGCGUGAUUCCAAGAACAGUGUGAUUAAAUCGGUGAUCGAACCGCUGAAUACAGUGCCAAGUGUGGAUUGUGUGCCAUUGAGCGGUUCAACGGUGGGUGUGUCAAAAAACGAUGAAACCAAAACGACAACGCAGGAUUUUUGUCAACGCAUUGAUCCAAACAAAACACCACAGUGUGUAGGUAAUUCGGAUGGCAAAGUGGAAACGAAGCAUGAACCAUUCAAAAUGGAUCACAGUUCACCACCCGCAUCAUCAUCAAUGUCGUCGACAACGUCGUCGUCGUCGUCGUUGGCAGUAGAAAAACCGUUACAUGGCGUGCCGGAAACGGUGAAAACACAACCCAAAGACACUGGCAUCAUUCAACCGAAAGAGGAACCAAAUCGCAUGGAAAGCACCACGCCCGGCCCAAAUUCGGCCAAUGGCAAUCAACCGCCAAGUGAAUCCAGCAAGAAUCGGUACAAACAACAACAGGCGAGUGCAAAGCAAAGCCAUUCGUCGAAUAGCAAAAGUCAAAGCAGCGGCACCGAUCACAAGAAGAACACAUCGAGCAGUUGCAGUCAAACGUCACACUUUGAUAUAAAACGUGAAUCAAAAACGGAUAUAAAAACAAAAUCUGGCUACGGCAAUGAGAGUACAAUGCGACGCGAAUCACCGACCAAACGUGAAUUGACCAAACAAUCGACUGGUUAUGGUUCGUCAUCGAUGUCAUCCGGAUCGUCGUCGUCAUCGUCAAAAAACUUUUCAAAUGAAUCGACAUCAAUGUCCGGAUCGAAAUCGUCUAUGUCGAGCGGCUUGGGUUCAACACAAGGCAGUGCUAGUGUUGGUGGUGAAAAGAAGCACGGCAGUGCCGAAAAGAAAUCAACAUCCGGCGAAAAGAAGUCAAACAGUGCGGAAAAGAAAGCACCCGAAAUGCGCGGCAAUCUCGAUGCUGAUCUCAAUAAGAUGCGACCACAGUUUGCCAUGAAUCAAUUGCCCAACUAUCACACGGCACAUCAGUAUUACAAUAUAUCACCGUGGGACGCAUACAAUUAUCACUCGGGCUAUAAUAUGCAUUUGGAUCCAACCACACAAAAAUCACCCACCAAAUUUCAUAAAGAUUUGGCCAAUUCCAUGUACGGUGGCAUGACAUCCAAUUAUUUGGCCGCCAAUUCACUUGCCGCUCAACAGCAGCAACAACAACAGCAACAGAAUCAACAACAAAUCCAAUCGAAUCUACAGUAUCAACAUCAGCAACAGCUACAACAGUCAACGAGCAACCAAAAUAUCCAGCAUCAAUUGCAGCAUCAGCAAAAUCAGCAGCAAAUUCAAUCGAAUUUGCAAUUGCAACACCAUCAACAACAGCAGCAACAGCCGCCGCCUCAGCAUAAUAAUCAAAUGCACAACCGUGAUAAGACGUCGUCAUCGUCACAGCCGCGAAAGAGUUCCAGCCAUGAGCAAAAGCAUUCCAACAAAAGUAUUAAAGAGGAGCACAUGAACAAAACCAAGGACUCGGCAUCGAUGUAUGCAAAUCAAAUAAACAAAGCCAAAAACCACCAUCAAAAGGGUCACAAUGAGAAGGCGCACGCAAAUCUACAGAAUAAUUUGAGUCCAUCACCGCAUAUGGUGCAAAAUCAAAAUGCCAUGAAUGCUAUACCACCGCAAUCGAAUAAUUUGCUAAAUGCCAACAAUGCGCUCAAUCCGAAUAUGAUGCAAUCGACGAAAAAUAGUUCGUUGGCCGUUGAUCCGAAUCAGCAUCACAUUCAAAAUGCGCAUCAUCAGCAAGAUUUGACGGGUAACACGACACCAAACAGCAAUACGACCGAACUGAAACAGCACACCUCACCAGCCGCUGACAUUCCAUCGAUGGGUGUGUACACACCGGAUUCCACCACAAAUUCGGUACACAGUUUGCAUCACUAUAGCCAAUGUGAUUUGGAUGUUGCACAUUUGGGCCUUGAAUCACCGGCCAGCAUCGCUAGCGAUAUUGCGUCACAGAAUUCCGUGGAAAAUGUUCGACCGCCAAGCGUUGUGUCACAUCCACAAAUGAACCAAUUCUCCGACUGUUCGAUCCAACAACAGCAAGCCAACCAGGCACAUCUACACAUGGCCAUACAACACCAUCAACAGCAGCAACAGCAACAAUCGAAUCCCGGACGCGGUUAUCAACUUGGACCAAACGAUAUGGUCGCAAUCAAUAAUCAUCAACAGAAACAGACCAAAUUCAACGAUUUUCUAACAACUCAUUUGUUAUUUCAGCAGCAGCAGCAUAUGGUUGCUCAGCAAGUUCGUGCCACGAACAAUCGUUCGACAACGCCAAAGGCACGAAAUACCUCGACGCCUGGCUUACAACAGCAACACGCUUCACAACGAGCACGAACUGCCACACCAAAUCAUACUGUGCAACAGCAAAUGGUCAGCCCGGGAGCAGGUCAACAAAUCCAGCAGAUGUCAAUGCAACAACAGGUGCACUUGCAACAUCAGCAAGCUCAAAAUCAACAUCAAGCGCAGCAAGUUCAUCAGCAGCAAAGCCUUGAUGUCCAGCAAAUCGAUCAGUAUAACAAUCAUUUGUCGGGAGCAGUGCACGGACAUCAUCAGGUGAUGCACCAGCAGCACGAUUAUUUGGGCGUGCCACAAAUGGGAUCGGCACAGAAUUAUGCGGCCCAAUCGCCAAAUUCGUAUGGAACAUUGCCCAUGACAUCGGUCAUUCAACAUCGUAUGUCUGGCAAUCAUUCCAAUUUAACGACACACAAUCCAUUGCCUAGUCCACAUCAACGAUUGGGACCAUCACCAUCGUCAUGCUCUGUUGGUUCAAACUUUUAUGGUCAAAGUCCAAACGUUCCACCAGUAUCACACACGCCGGUUCCAACGCCGACUCCAACACCUUCUGUGACGCCAACGCUGCAGCAAAUGAACGCAUCGGUUGGUUCAAAUAAUGGUGGUGCGACUGGAAACAAUGCCAACUUAGCAAAUCCAUGCGUUGAAUCGCGAGCUGGAAAUGUAUCGAGCCUGUCAAAACUGCAGCAAUUAACAAAUGGAUUGGAUAUCGUGCAGCCGUGCAAUACGCCGCCAGCGGCUUCAAUAAACCUAACGCCAUCGCCGAAUCAUCAUCCGCACAAUACGAUGACACCGCCGCCAGCGUCACAUUUGGUCAAUCAGAAUCGUAAUUUGCCAACGCCACCGAGUGCCGCUCAAAUUCCAUCGAUACCCUAUCACAAGUACCAUUAUUCUAGUAAUAUUUCGCAUAUGCCACCGAAUCCAAGUCCAAAUUUACCACCGAAUUUACCAUCAAAUUUGGCACCAAACACGCAACGAUCGCGAACAGCACGAAAUACACCUUCGGCAAAUCUAAUCUCACCCUAUGGUUCGGCAUUGAAUGGUUAUCGAAUGACCACACAACAGCCAAGUAGCUAUAUUGCCAAUUCAGCGGCCGGUUUUAAUCCGGGCCAAUUACAAAUCACCAACAUGGCCAAUGUAAUGAACAUGCAGUCACAGUAUCAGGAUCCGGCUGCGUUGCAACGUGCCGCAGCUGUUCAACAAAAUUCCAUGUACUCCACCUAUCCAUAUAUGCUGAAUGCAAAUCCGAUGCGCAGAUGAGGUCAGGUUUGCGUGAAGAUCGAAGAUACGUGCGACGAUGAUUUCUAGCCAUCACUUCAAGCCACACAAAUCGAUGAAGACUUGACAAACUUCAGCCAUUGACAUCGUUUUUCUCAAUUUAUGACACAUGAACUAUGACACGCCAUCAUCCAAUGAAAUAUUCCAAACGAAUAUGAUGAUGAAAUGAAGGGGAAACAGCUUUAGAGAAACAAAAUUUAACAAACACAAAACAAAAAUAACCGAAAAAGAGAAAAAUCAUGAAACAAAGUCACAUAAAAAACAAUCCAUUCAUAAGACAACUGUCGAAGAAUAUGUUGUUAUGUAUUUUAAAUGAGAGCAACAAAACUGUAAAUAAUUAUGUAUUUAAGCAGGAACACGAAACAAAAAAUUGGCAAAAGAUGAAUGCGACAAUUUUGAAAGAAGUAAGGAAAA